AUGUCCAAGCCCAAACUCAUAACCAAACCUACUAUAACUAAAUCAAAUUCUCAAUUAAACCAAACUGUGUGUAUAAAAGCUAUUGACCAUGCAGUUAAGAAUAAUGGCUCACCCGACCGUCAUGGCCCUGCAACAAUCUUAAGUGCUUAUAAAGAACAACAAUUAGUUGGUUAUUGUAAAAAUAUGCAAAAGUUAGGGUUUGGUCUUACAAGGUCAGGUGUUAAUUACUGCAUAAUGAACAUUGUAAAAAGUAACAACUGUAAUCAACUUUUUAAAAAUAAUGGACCUGGUAAGGCCUGGUGGAAACGUUUCAUAAGAGAUCAUCCUGAUUUGUCUUUUCAUGUGCCUCAAGCCUUGUUAGAGGCAUAUGCACAGAGAGCCAAUCCAAUUAUUAUUAGAGAUCAUUUCGAUAAACUCCAUAAAAUAAUUGAACAACAUUCACUUACCGCUGACCAAAUCUGGAAUAUGAAUGAAACCAGUUUUGUUAUAUCCCCCAAGAUACAGAAAGUCAUUGCAACAAAAGCUGCUGGCGGCUACAUACCACCCUUAAUUAUUUACAAGAGCAUUCGCACAAUUCCCAAUUUAUUAGAUGGUGCUCCAGCUGGCACUAUUAUAGGCUUUACCGAAACAGGGUAUAUGAAAGAAGACCUGUUUCAAAUAUAUAUCGAACACUUUAUUAGUUCUAUUCCUCCUCGACGCCUACCAUCUGAACUUCCAUUUUCCAAACUAAAAGCCAAAUACAGCAAGGCUUGCAAUAAGCUUCAUAGUGAGAGUGGUGAAUUAGUAACCAAACACACGUUCGCCAAAAUGUUUGGUCCAGCAUAUAUAAAAACUUACACACCUGACAUAAUUAUUAAUGCUUAUAAAGCUAUGGGAAUUUGGCCUUUUAAUCCUAACGCUAUUAAUCCAGAUCAACUUCUUUCAAAUGCCGUAUCAUCAUCUUCUCAACAAAAUUCCUCUAUAUUAUCUAAAGCUGUCCAUUAUUCCUCUAUAUUGUCUCAGGCUGUUCAUUAUUCCUCUGUAUCGUCUCAAGCCAUCCAUUAUUCCUCUAUUUCGUCUUCUCAACAAAGUCAUUCUUUUACUCAAACUAGUACUACAAUAAAAAAUGAACUUUUAAAAACAGAAAUAGCUUUUCUAAAGAAUGAAAAUAAAAUAUUAAAAGAGAAACUUGAAACAUUUAAAAAUCCCGGUAUCUGCUCACUAAAACUAGCUCUUAAGUAUUCUAUUUUCCGAGUAUCACAAGCAACUGAAUCAGAUCCCCUACAGGCAAAAAAGAGAAAAACUCUCCCCUUCGCUCGACUUCUUACUAAUGAGGAAUCUAUACGAGCAUUAAAAGAAAUAGAUGAGUUAGCAAAAAACAAAGUGGAAAGCACAAAACAAAGAAAAGAAGCAGCUGCCCAAAAACAAGCUAAUAGAGAAGUAAAGAAAGCACAAAAAAAGGCUGAAAUAGAACGAAAAAAGGAAGAAU
Messenger RNA from Cetraspora pellucida, 1468 nucleotides. The record is from the annotation of a GenBank genome assembly. Lineage: Eukaryota; Fungi; Glomeromycota; Glomeromycetes; Diversisporales; Gigasporaceae.